AUGAGAGCCGCGGAGGAACAGCCCGAAAGCGGCACAGCGAGAGGGCAACUACCACGCACGGACGCACCUCGUAGCCCAGCCCCGUACAACAUGAGGCAGUCCCGCGAGUACAUCGUUCACGGGCCUACUUCAGCCCCGUACUUUACGCUCCACGUUGCAGCCGAGGCAGCCGCCGUCUCACCGCCGUUCUGCAAGACUGUAGCCUCAACUUUGCCUCCUGCGUAUUUUCAUACGACAGGGGAGGGGUGGCGGGGCCGCAAGGCACUCCGGGCAUUAGGGUUCUCGGCCCAGAUGAGGCUGCCGUCCUUGCCCGUGUCCCCGCGGCGCCCUGAUUCACUUACAUCAACGUUGUGGCAGUCGAGCUGCACAUUGAUGCAGCAUCGCUGGCGGUUCAUCAAGAAGGAUGAAUUUGGCCUCGUGCGUUUGCCGCGACCAACAGAGGAGAUGAUGCCAAAGCACGUGUUACACAGCGAAAACUUUGCGGUGUGUCGCCUGGCCCAGGAAUACUCGUUUCCGCUCGGCAAUGCGGUGUGCAGACACGGUGUGCUGCGGCCGCCGGGUGCCCGUCAGAGUGGCGAGCUGCUCUCAGUGCCGGCGCAGCAACUGAGGCUGAAGAAGUGGGGGACGCGGCCAGUGUGUCUGGAGGGAACGCUGCAGGAUGACGACGGUGGUGCUGGAGACACCUCCAGAGUGGAAGCCUCUUCUUCCAGGGGCACAGCCCCUGCCUCGUCCCCCGCCCCAACAUCAGCACCCUCCCCAAUCGUGAAACCCGCGCCGGCAGUCGUCAAGGCGGAGGCGACAAGCACGAUGGCGGAGGUGGUGGUAGGGGAAGGUGGCAGGGCCACCCCCGGUGGAGGACGCACAUCAAUAUCGCCGCAUGCCUCGUCCCAUGAAGUGCCGUCAGUAACCUUGUCAUCCACGGUGGCCGACACAGUAGCAGAGGCACGUGACAGAAGCCCACGUUGCCCAUCGCCCACGAUAGCACACGCGGCGCAGCGUCUCCGUGAUACGUUGUUGACGGUCUCCUUUCAGCGAAUGGUUGACGACCUCGCGGAGGCAACUGCGUCCGGCCCGGAGGAAAAGAUGGCACUUGUCCGUCAUGCCCGCAUCUUCCGCGAACUUUCGCUUCUGUCACGCUAUCAUGAGAUGCACCCGCUGGUUGAGCUACGCCCCGCCAGCCGAGAUUUUCUCCACGUAAAAAGUCCUCGAACUGCCGUUCAUGAGGUGAACAGUUGUUUUCGCCUGUCGAAGCAGCCGCUGAGUAGGCAAGAGGCGACCACGGCACUGGUAGGGGAAGGCAUGAUACCAGCGGCGACAGGACAUAUGGCCAGCGUAUCGGCUGAGGACAGGUGUGAAAACGGGAGGAGUGAGAGGGGCACUGUGAGGGGCACUGCUGUGGGAAGAAUAGGAAGUCCUCAGCGUUAA
Molecule: messenger RNA, 1425 nt
Organism: Trypanosoma rangeli
Lineage: Eukaryota; Euglenozoa; Kinetoplastea; Trypanosomatida; Trypanosomatidae
Exons: 1
Coding region: 1-1425 (474 amino acids)
Source: RefSeq, a predicted model, not a curated record